ACAAACUAUCGUCGAGGUAUUCGAGAUUUUCAUUUAUUUUAGGAAAACGAACCAUAUUGGUUACUCCUUCACGAGUAUGAAUUAUGCAAUGGCAUUUUCUAUCUUUGUUGAUCAUGAUAGACUGCUUUUUUUUUGCUAUAAGUCAUGAAAUGUCUUGGCAUUUCAUUCUAAACCCUAACCCUAAAUUCUAAAACCGUGAAACAAAAUCCUAACGACAAUGGCGGUUCAUACGAACAUUCAAAAUGGUUUUAUGAUUGGUAUUUGGUAAUGUAGGUAGUUACCACUCACGAUUUUAAUGUCGUGAAGCCAUUUGAAGUGUUUUCUUCAAAACUCGUCAUAUCAAAUGAGGCCAUGWCGUCAUAUUUUAAGAGUUAACAUUCUCAACUCAAAAAGUCAAUAUUCAUGAAUGUGAAAUGUUAGAAUAUUUUUGCGAUUCAAUUAUUUACUUUAUGUAGAAAUCAACUAAAAUGCAGUCAAAAAUGUACCAGGCGUCAUAAAUGCUGUAAUAAAGACCUGUGCUUUUAUAUAAUACGUAAUCUUACACCAAGAUGUUAGACCAUAAGUGACUUUCCUGUAUUUCCCAAGUUUCCUUUUCUGUCAAACUAAAGAAAAGCUUUAUAUAAACAUGCAGUGUUGUCAUUUAUUUUCUCACCUGUUCUAAGGGCGUGGAAAGCAUAUUACAGUUGCUAAAAAUAAAUUAUGCUCUCAUUUGAAAAAAAUGAAAAAAAGCUUGAAAAAGGUACUGAACGAAAAAUAGAAACCAGUAAAGGUGAAGAAAUAUCGUCAGAUCUUUCAAACUUGUAUAUUGAUAAUACAGGACCGGAUACUAUGAAGUGUUGCUUCCACAGUUAACAAUAAGCAGCAUUUUAUAACAAAGGACAGUGAAAGCUAUUUUUGAAGGAGCUCAGUAUUCUACGACACGUUCAAAAUUCAGUUCCGUCAAAUUCACCAAGACAGGUGUUCUAUUUCAUCGUGAAGUCACUCUCCUACCAGCAAGAUGUCGAGUCAGGCGUUAGCUGUGAGCAUUUUAACAACGUUCUUAAGUUUUUCGAUUGUAGAAGGAGAUGGUUUUUCUUACACGAUACACGAUAGUUGCAUUUUUGACGGAAGGAAAACAUUCUGCCGAGUAAAAACAAAUGUCACCGCAAUUUGUCGGUUACAGAAUAUUUCCAUAUUACCAAAACUGUUGGUUGGAAAGAUGGACAUAAAAGGAUUGGAUUUAUCAAACAACUGCAUCCAGUCAAUACCUGCAUUGUCUUUCACUGGUCUACGUGGACUAUCAGCCUUAUCGUUAGCCUUUAAUAAGAUAACGGUGUUAAAGUACCAAGUGUUUGCAGGCCUGGACAGCUUAGAAGUACUAAAUUUGUCAAUGAAUCCACUUCACUCGCUUACUGGUGACAUCAAAGGUGUCUUUGGCUCACUUUCUCUUCUAGAUGUCAGCGGUGUUGUAAAUUGGAGACCAGAGAGACAGCUUCUACGACUCGCCACGCUGUCAUAUGUGGUAGGACUAACUCACUCUAAAGACUGCACUAACUGCUCUUUCUAUAUACCUCAUCAGAACAACUUCAGAGACAAAAUCUCCAAAAUAGUAAAUAGAACAAGAGGAUGUACUCGAUACACUUAUAGCUUAGAUCGUCUACCAGGAAUACCAGGUGUUUUAAAAAACACGAUGUUUUCAUUUACCUGCCAAAACCGCUUAAAAUGUGUGACUUCCAAAGUAUUCAUUGCAAGGAAUACCAUAAUCUACAAAGAGAACUUUUGUUGGAAAGAAAGCCUGCUAUUAUUGAAGGCUCAAGGUUGCCUUGGUCUGAUUGCAUUCAUAUCAAACCUGAUCGUAUUUCUGAACGUCUUGAGUUCGAAAUCCCUUCGUGGUAAUCCAUGCAUGGUUUUGGUGUGUAACAUGGCCUUGAGCGAUUUUCUUCUUGGCAUCUACACUAUCAGCAUAUCUGCCUACCUAAGCAGUUAUUCAUAUAAUUAUUUGUCAAUGAAUAGCCGUAAGAAUUGCUGGAAAAUUGGUGUGACUUGGAUGUUUGCCCAAGCAAACUCUGUAGUCACAGCAUUCUACUUAACUCUAGAAAGACAUCUAACUAUCGUAUUUGCACUCCGACCCCACGUUAGAAUCACUUGCUCAGUUGCCUGUGUUCUUUUGCUAUUUGGCUGGGGUUUUUCUAUCUGUCUGACCUGUUUCGCGCUAAAGUACAACUUUUACGCCCAUUCGUUUCUUUGCAUGCCUAUAAGUUCAAAUUUGCUUUCAAUAAGGACAUUUACUGUAGUAGUAGGUACAAUAGGUAUCUUGGCUUACUUGGCAUCAUUUCUACUUUAUAUCCACAUUUAUAUCAUAGUUAAAUGCGCUGAACAAAAUGCCGGCGUUAGACGAGAAUCUAGAAUUGCUAAGCGUAUUGGAGCCUUAGUCUUUAGCAACGUGUUCUUCUUUUUGUUUCCCUUGUUGAUUACUGGGGGAAUAGCGCUGUUCUCUCAAGAAUACUUGACCACCGUUAGCCUUGUUAUCACAUCAAUGUCACUAACUUUAAAUUCAUUUUUAAAUCCUUUUAUUCACGCCUUCCGAAAUAAUCGCUUUAAAACAGCUUUAAAAAAGAACCUUCAGCACUUGCUAGCAUACAUAAGCUCAUGGGCGUCGAGAAUGCCAUUCCGGGUGAAGGUUACUCCCGUAAAUCAAGUAACGUUGUAACUGAAUUGAAUGAAUUAAAACUUGUACUGCCCACAUACUACUACUACAUAGAUAGUAACAGUGGUUAUGAAGAUACGUAAUUCAGUUUACAUCCAUGUUUUCGUUGAACUCGCAGAUUUGAUAUAUAUCUUUUAAGAUCUUUUUCAGUAUUUUGAACAUCUCAAACCAGGCUAUAGCCAUACUUGUGCAGUAAUUUGUAGAGAGCCGAUACCUUUGAACUAAAGUGCAGAUAUUAAUUACGGCAAUUCAAAUUGCAAAAUCAAAAUCUUAGCCCAAAAGUUGACUAAAUGUAAUUACAAAUAUAUGCAAUAUAUAAAAACUAUAUAUGACUAUUAAUUUAAAAGAAGGACAUGUCUAAAUAAGUUUAAAAAGGCAUGAAAACUAAUAAAACUGACAGAUCGUCUUGAGAGUUAGGAUCUGGAAUUUGUGAAUGUGCCUUAGUGGCUUCGGAACAACUA
Molecule: messenger RNA, 3147 nt
Organism: Exaiptasia diaphana
Lineage: Eukaryota; Metazoa; Cnidaria; Anthozoa; Actiniaria; Aiptasiidae
Product: G-protein coupled receptor GRL101-like
Exons: 4
Coding region: 998-2689 (563 amino acids)
Biological process (GO): G protein-coupled receptor signaling pathway
Cellular component (GO): membrane
Molecular function (GO): G protein-coupled receptor activity; protein binding
Source: RefSeq, a predicted model, not a curated record